This is a messenger RNA of Conger conger (European conger), 5921 nucleotides long. RefSeq names its product kinesin light chain 1a (gene klc1a). Gene Ontology annotation, biological process: axo-dendritic transport. Gene Ontology annotation, cellular component: cytoplasm; kinesin complex; membrane-bounded organelle. The transcript is spliced from 15 exons. Bases 501 to 2303 code for a protein of 600 amino acids. NCBI's taxonomy places the organism in Eukaryota, Metazoa, Chordata, Actinopteri, Anguilliformes, Congridae. The record is from RefSeq and is a predicted model, not a curated record. Gene Ontology annotation, molecular function: kinesin binding.
UAUGGGGCACAAGGUAACGCCAUUUUCGUAGAGGGACAGGAGCUGUCAGGAGAUGCGCUAUAGACUGUUUUAGAAAAUAUUAUAGAACACCAAACACGUUUGUGGUUCUCAACGGCCAAACGAACAUGUAACCUGUCAGGGUACUCUGUGUUUGUUUAAAAUCUGCCCUGUGCCCGGAGCGUUGAGAAGUGGUAACUUGGCUGGCUAGCGAUAUAGCUAGCUAGUGUUUAUUAGCCAUCUAGCUACCAAAUAAUUAUCCAUACCGACAACGCUGGACUGACUCUAACCAAACUUGGGAAAACGGGAUAAAGGGUCUGCUGGUUUUACCCAGGUUAGUCUUUUUGGCCCAGUCUAAAUAACUUGGUUUAGAAGGAAGUAAGAAAUAACACGUUCGAAUUACGUUAUAGCCCACGGUCUGCAACCAUACCACUGGAGCAAAGCCGGGUAGCAGACACAACCCUGUCACACAUCGCCAGGCAACUGGAUGUUCAGCACAACGGAUGUAUGAGAACAUGUCCACCAUGGUGUGCAUGAAAGAGGACCCGGGCGAGAAGCUCUCCCAGGAUGAGAUCAUCUGCAAGACCAAGCAGGUGAUCCAGGGCCUGGAGGCCCUGAAGCACGAGCACCACUCCAUCCUGGACGGCCUGCUGCAGACGCUCAGCUGCCUGAAGCAGGACGAGGAGAGCAGCCUGGUGGAGGAGAAGUCCCACAUGAUCCGCAAGUCCCUGGAGAUGCUGGAGCUGGGCUUGAGCGAGGCGCAGGUGAUGAUGGCCCUGUCGGGGCACCUGAGCUCGGUGGAGUCGGAGAAGCAGAAGCUGCGGGUGCAGGUGCGGAGGCUGUGCCAGGAGAACCAGUGGCUGCGGGACGAGCUGGCCAACACCCAGCAGAAGCUGCAGAAGAGCGAGCAGAGCGUGGCCCAGCUGGAGGAGGAGAAGAAGCACCUGGAGUUCAUGAACCAGCUCAAGAAGUACGACGAGGACCUCUCCCCCUCCGAAGAGAAAGACUCGGACUCCAGCAAGGAGACACUGGACGACCUCUUCCCCAACGAUGAAGAUGACCAGGGUCCGGGCAUCCAGCAGCACAACAGCAGUGCGGCGGCAGCAGCCCAGCAGGGCGGCUACGAGAUCCCGGCCCGCCUGCGCACCCUGCACAACCUGGUGAUCCAGUACGCCUCCCAGGGCCGCUACGAGGUGGCCGUGCCCCUCUGCAAGCAGGCCCUGGAGGACCUGGAGAAGACCUCGGGCCACGACCACCCAGACGUGGCCACCAUGCUCAACAUCCUGGCCCUGGUGUACAGGGACCAGAACAAAUACAAAGAGGCGGCCAACCUGCUUAACGACGCCCUGGCCAUCCGGGAGAAGACCCUGGGCAGGGACCACCCAGCGGUUGCAGCCACCCUUAACAACUUGGCGGUGCUGUACGGCAAGAGGGGCAAGUACAAGGAGGCGGAGCCGCUGUGCAAGAGGGCGCUGGAGAUCCGAGAGAAGGUGCUGGGGAAGGACCACCCGGACGUGGCCAAGCAGCUGAACAACCUGGCGCUGCUGUGCCAGAACCAGGGCAAGUACGACGAGGUGGAGUACUACUACCAGCGCGCCCUGGAGAUCUACCAGACCAAGCUGGGCCCCGACGACCCCAACGUGGCCAAGACCAAGAACAACCUGGCUUCCUGUUACCUCAAGCAGGGGAAGUUCAAGCAGGCGGAGACGCUGUACAAAGAGAUCCUCACCCGCGCCCACGAGAGGGAGUUUGGGUCCGUGGACGAUGAGAAUAAGCCCAUUUGGAUGCACGCAGAGGAGAGAGAGGAGCAGAGCAAGGGAAAGCAGAAAGACGGCUCGCCUUUCGGGGAGUACGGCGGUUGGUACAAGGCCUGCAAGGUGGACAGCCCCACGGUGACCACCACGCUGAAGAACCUAGGGGCGCUCUACAGACGGCAGGGCAAGUUUGAGGCGGCUGAAACCCUGGAGGAGGCUGCCAUGCGCUCCCGCAAACAGGGUCUGGACACGGCGCAUAAGCAGCGCGUGGCCGAGGUGCUGAACGAGCCCGAGUCGCGGGAGAAGCAGCGCAGCCGCGAGAGCCUGACCUCUGACGUGGUGAAGUAUGAGAGCGGCCCGGACGGGGGCGAGGAAGUGAGUAUGAGCGUGGAGUGGAACGGGGACGGCUCAGGCUCUCUGAAGCGCAGCGGCUCCUUCAGUAAGCUGAGAGCCUCCAUCCGCCGCAGCAGCGAGAAGCUCGUCCGCAAGCUGAAGGGCGGCGGCUCGCGGGACAGCGAGCCCAAGAACCCUGGGAACGAAAUAAUCGUCUGAAAAAAAGCCGUGACCUGAGUGCCAGCCACACGGACCUGGCGCAUUGACGGUCCAGUCAGGAUCCUGGGGGGAGAAGCCAGGCGACGUGAGGAGAUGGUGGACUGGAGUUAUUCCAGCCAUUUCCUCUCCCCCUCCAGUCUGACUCCUCCAGUCAUAACCUGACAUCAUCUUUUCCUUUCCCAACCCACAACUUACACAACCAACUCUAAACGUGCUGUGUGUUUAAGUCUUUGUAGGCCAAGGUUUAUCUCCUGUGAUUGCACUUUGAUGGCCGUCUUGUUGUUUGUUCCUUAGAAAGUUGUAUUUAAUUACGUUUUAAAGAAUGUUAGCUGUGGGGCUUCCAGCGAGAAGCGUGACAUAAUGAAGGAUACAGACUUGUAAAGGGAUGCAAUUCCUGUGAGUGACGAGGGGUGACGCAUUGACCUGAGGGUGAAUGUAGUCGCCAGCACUGAACUCUCUACGGUCAUCAGUGGUUGCUUCUCCUUUCUGUUUCUAUGUGUGUCAGUUAUCUCCAUGGAGAUGAUUAUCUAGAACAGUCCAGCUCUCCAAAUGGCUGAGUGGGCAGUGCUGUUCUGAGCUCUAUAGCACUAGUGUCUGAUGCCUACUGUAGUUUCUCGCAGUCAUGUCUUUAUUUCUCAGUCUUCUUGCCUCCAAAUUUAUGGUUUUGAUUUGAUUGGCGAAGUGCGAAUUGUAUUUUAUAAAAGUAUCUGUUUACAUUGGGUGGUGUAACUUAUGAAAUAUUUUAUACUUAUUAUUUUUGAGGGGGUUCAACUUCAGGGGAUUUUUAAAAGCCUUGAAACAAGCAUUUCCUCCCAGCUGCUUAAAAGCUGUUCGUGAUAUGAUCGCCAAGAUUUGGAUUUGGAGAUUGUUUGGAAUGUGGUUGCAGCAUAACAAUUUCAAUAUUUGAAAGGAAACCAUUUUUUUCUACAAUGGCUUUGGUGCACACUCUGCACUGAAUCUUUUAAAUGCACAGCUCUGAGAAGGAAGCUGUCGCCAGAGCAACAGAACAGUAAUUUCCAGGGCUUGCAUUUAACUAAAAUCAACACUAUCCUAGUGCUAUAUAUUUAAUAACACUGACCUCAAGUUUCAAGUCAUAUAGGACGGCUGCACUCUGCAAACUUUUGUGUACCACUCAAAAAAUAGAUGAAAGUUUAACCCAAUUUCAAGAAAGAUGCAGUGUCUCAGUACAUUGCACUUUCAACUAAAUCAGAUUCAGUGUUGCGCAAUUUAGACUCUGUGAUGAAUUCUAAACAAUUACAUGGACAGGAGUCUACUUUUAGAUAAAUGGUGUUGCUGACCGUGCCAGGAAUGGCGUAAUAUUAUGUGUUGGGCUAUUCAUCAUUAUUAGGCUGUGACAUUGAUCAGCUGACCACAUGUAAUUGGAACUUCCAUCUCCCAAGAGUGGGAGAAACAUCCUUUCAGCCCGGUAAUACUGUCAACCUGAAUUUGCGUGGAAGUCCGAUCAGCAGUGACUGGAUUUGCUCAUUCUGUUAAUUAAAGAGAAUACGCUCCAGAGGUAAGCCAAGCUUAAAAGAUGAAUUUGACACUUAGCUCUUGCCUUUAUUUGUGUCACAUGGCUUCAGGGAUUUUCGUAAAAUGCAAAUGAUCGCUGCUUUAUCUGCAUCUAAACUGCCCAGCCGGUUCUUGGCUUCAUAAGGUUGUUGAACCUAGCUGAACUCAUGAGAUUGUAAUGACCUUUAGAGUGGUUGUCUGAAGAUUCUCUCGAUAGACAAUGAUCCCCUUUACUCAGGAUAAUCGAAUAAAAGCAGUCCCUUAACUUCCUAUGAACCUUAGGAGUUCCCUCACGUGACUAUUGACCUCAUGAAUUGUGCUGUAAGGCAUAGGAGAGGAACAUGGAAUGUUACAAAGUAAGCUUCUUAGGUUUGAAGAUCUUUUUCUCACUCAGGGGAAACAGUGAUAUGAAGCUCUUGUCGGUUGAGGAACCUCAACCGUAACGUAAAGCUGAUUGGUCAUGUGUGCGGGAAGGGUGGCGCAUGUCCAGCAAGAAAGGGAAAAACACGUCGAUUGUGUGGAUCUACAGACCAUCGAGCGGCGUUGCUUCCCUGUGCUUCAGAGAACCUGGUCAAAGGACUCCCUUGUUACCUUUAUCAUUCAAUUCAGAGGCUUACAGCCUUGUCUCAUCAACGUUUUGCAGUCCGUUACAAUCUAGCAAGCAUGAAACAUGUCCAGAUGGUUGCAGUGUGACUAUGUGCAAUAUUCAAACUGUUCUUUUUGAAAGCUGUUGUAGGUUUUUUUUUUUUUUUUUAUGCCCACACAUUCUGUCGACAGAGAUUAGAUUUGCUUUGCCUUCACUAAAGCCUUAGAUAUCCUACACUCUGUAAAAAGUCUGCAAACAACUAUAUUGCAAAACACAAAACUCUGUACCUUUGCUGCCAGUACAUUUAGCCUGUUACAUUAGAGUGCAAGAAACAAACGUGGUUUUUUUUUUAUGUUACCCGCUGCUAAGUUUCAGCAUCGUUGAGAGACCAUUGUGUUAGUUGGGAGAUCAAUGAGUGUAAACUGCCUGUAAACAUCAGCUUUAUUUGUUAUGUUGUCUGACUGUUGAUCAGUUUGUCUUUUGAUCAAAAUAUUUUAAAUGUUUAUUAUUUUCUUUUUUUUAAGACAAGGGUUACUGAAAAAAGCACCAAAGGGACUGAAUGACUGAAAAGGUUUUAUGUUUGAAGGCACAUAUGGAUUUGAAGUUGGAGGAAUACAGUUGAAGUCAUCUUUGAAAAUAAAAAAAUAAUUUGUACAUGUCUAUAUAUGGUCUAUGGUCACAGUAAAAAAAAAGAAAAGAAAAAGAAUGUUCUCAUACCACAUUUGUACAUUCAAAUUGAAUUUUGAACUGCAGCUAUAUUUAGCAUAGCUAAACCUGCUAUAGCUGCACUGGACAUCAAACUAUCCACUUAAUUGUGAUUGCAAUUUUUAAAAUUAAUUUCAAAAUGAUGACAAGUGCACAGUGAUUGGGUCUUCAGCUCCACUAUCGGGCCCAUUCGUCAUGUUUAUUUGCUAUUUUAAUGAAUUGGUCUCAAAAUAAUUUAGUAUUGCUCUUAUUAAAAUGUGCUGGUUUUAGUCUCCAUUUUUGCAUGACCAAAACUUACAAUCUUAAUCUUAGUCUUUGACACAGGUUUUGAGUCCCAUGACUUUUGCAACACUAAUGUCGAUGACUGCUUUGAUGGAUAAAAAGGCUAUAAAAAGGCUAAAUUAAAUACACUGUGGUACUUUCCUAGUAGGAACCAUUCAGAUAAAAAUGUGGCAAAGGGACACUUUUUUUUUUUUUUUUGAAUACACCAACUUAUGAUCCUGUAUGCCAGAUCUUACUGGGUGACUUGCAUGACAUAACCCUGUUUUAGCUGUUGAUACUCUGCUGUUGGUUUGAUAUUCUUUAAGUGCACUACUUGUUCCUUCCUGUGGGUGGCACUGUGUGUGGUAGGGAGGCCAGGUCUGGGGAAAGGCAGACUCAGUUCAGUGCUACGCUGUAGUGGCCACACCUGUCAACGCUGCCUGUUGAGCUGGCUGCAUCCUCUGCCUCUCCAGUGUGAUGAAAUACUGUCUCUGCAAGUCAUUGUAUGGUAAAUCUAUACAAAAACAUCAAUAAAAAAGGAAAAUGUUCCACUG